AUGCUGCUAUAUGCCUUAUUUAUUGUAUGGGCAUGGCAUAAUGUGUUAUUGUUUGGCAUUCGGUGGGCGGAUGGGUUCGUUCUUCGACGAUGUCCUUCUCUCAUCGUCAUACGCCCGAAGGCUAAUACGCUGUUCUCUUCCUCGAAUGAGGAACAGCCGCCCAUUCCUGUAGUAGCAGACCAAGAAGUGGCGGAAAAGCUGGAGAAAGAGAUACAGGAUAAGAUCGCAAGGUACCUGGCUCCGAUGGAGGCCAACAACAUCAAGGGCAUCGACCAGAAGGUGCUCGAUAGAAAUUUCGGAGAGCUGUAUUCAGUCGAGAACGUCAAGAAACGAGAGCAGAGGAAUGCCAGGAAAGUGCAGCUUGAGCCUCCGGACGUACCGCCUACCGACAAGCUGCCGUACUUCGUCAACAUGCAAAACCCCAAGAAUCCGCUAGGGGCAGCAAACGUAGCUGACAUUGGCGACGAAAUAACAGAUGGACAACGUGAUCCAAGGGGUAUGGUCUUGCCAGAUUUAGUGCCAGUCCGGGUUAUGAAUCAGCAGGGUGCCGUUUCUGAGAAGCAGGAUCAAGAACAUCUCGGAGAGAAAACGGCUUUCGAGACGAAGGAUGAUAGUGCCACCGCACAACCAGGUGUAAAUGUAGAUUUAGGAGAGGCAGCAAGUUCGGGUGCUGGCGUAAAACCGUCUCCAGUUGUUGAUAAAAUGAGCCAGAACACUUCAACCCCUAAAGGAGGUAUCACAAUGUUCAAAAACACGUAUGAAGAGUUGCUAGAGGGCGACAAUAACACUGAGUUUGUUGGUGACCCGCUGGAUCCGUAUUUCGAGGCUGCGGCGCAACAGGCGUCCGACGACGAAGACGAGAGGGUGGACUCCGACGAGGAAGAGUUGGAGAAGCAGGUGUGGUAUCGCAACAAGCCACUGAGGCAGCUGAAACCGAAGGAAAUGGCGGAUGGGUGGUCUGUGCUUCCCUGCGGUCGUAUAUACAAGCACAUGUUGAGGCCCUCUCACGAACCACCGGAGAAGCAGAGGGUGCCGGGGCAAGAAACCUAUGUAUCCUUCGGGUUCAAAAUCGCAGACGCGUUUACGGGGGAUAUGCUGGUGGAGGCAGCGGAUACUGACAGUGAAGGCAUCGUGACCCAGCUGAAAGAACUCUCGAGUCCGGUGCAGAGGAUGCUCUCAUCCAUGAAGGUAGGAGAGCAAGCUGAGUUCGUAUGCCCCGCAAUAGAGAUGGGUUUGGACAAGUUGGAGCGUGAGGGGAUGCAACCUCCGGAGUGGAUCAGAGUGUGGCUGCACAUCAUAAUGAUGCACGAACGCGGAGAAAAGUGGUGGCACCUCAGUCCCUUGGAAGCGGCCAACUACCCAACUGCAAAACCCAACGAAGACCGCCGCACAAAAAUGGAAAGGAUCAACCUCAAGGCGGAUGAGCUGACCAAGCAGAUCGAGCAUGAACUCGAGAACAAUCCAGCAUCCCCGCUGUGGGACGAUGUGAUGCAGCGCCUUAACGAGCAGCAGAAGGCGUCGGUCGUCGAGCACUUCGACCAGAAAUUGGAGUGGCAGGAGCGAAGGAAGUGUGCAGAGUUCUCGGGAUCCAGGGGUUUCGGAGAUACCAUCAAGAGCACCGGGCAGCUAAAGGGGUACGACGUAGGCCGGAUGUCAGGAGGAUCAGGGUCGUGUUACACCUGGCAUGAGACACCAUUUUUCAUAUAUAUCGCAGUUCCGGUAGUUCCCGGAGUCAGGGCUGAGCACGUGAACUUCGAGUUGGGACAAACGCAUCUUACGCUUAAAGUUGCAGGGAAAACUAUCAUUGACGACGACAUCUCGGGGCCUGUAAUGACCGACAUUGCCACCAGUUGGGCAAUGAGCGAAAAGGCGAUGCAGUACGAACCGCUGCCGCCGGGGCACCCGGAGCUCGAGAACCCCGUGCUCAAAACGGACCGGGAUGACGAGUACUACAGCAUCGCCAAGGAUCCAUCCAUCAUUAUCGCACUAAAGAAACGUGACAAAGUGUUGGGAGAUUGGGGAACGCCAUUUGUCAAUAUUUAG
Babesia ovata is the source of this 2043-nucleotide messenger RNA. RefSeq lists its product as uncharacterized. NCBI's taxonomy places the organism in Eukaryota, Apicomplexa, Aconoidasida, Piroplasmida, Babesiidae. The transcript has 4 exons. The coding region runs from base 1 to 2043 and encodes 680 amino acids. The record is from RefSeq and is a predicted model, not a curated record.